Gavia stellata (red-throated loon) is the source of this 894-nucleotide messenger RNA. RefSeq names its product cyclin dependent kinase 5 regulatory subunit 1 (gene CDK5R1). Gene Ontology annotation, cellular component: cytoplasm; protein kinase 5 complex. The record is from RefSeq and is a predicted model, not a curated record. NCBI's taxonomy places the organism in Eukaryota, Metazoa, Chordata, Aves, Gaviiformes, Gaviidae. Gene Ontology annotation, biological process: positive regulation of cyclin-dependent protein serine/threonine kinase activity; brain development; activation of protein kinase activity. Gene Ontology annotation, molecular function: protein kinase binding; cyclin-dependent protein serine/threonine kinase activator activity. The transcript has a single exon. Bases 1 to 894 code for a protein of 297 amino acids.
AUGGGCACGGUGCUGUCGCUGUCGCCGAGCUACCGGAAGGCCCCGCUGUUCGAGGAGGGGGCGGCCACGGUGGGGCACUACACGGCGGUGCAGAACAGCAAGAACGCGAAGGAGAAGGGCCUGAAGCGGCACUCGCUGAUCUCGGUGCUGCCCUGGAAGCGCAUCGCCGCCGUCUCCGCCAAGAAGAAGAGCUCCAAGAAGGUGCAGCCCAACGGCGGCUACCAGAGCAACGUCACCCACCUCAACAACGAGAACCUGAAGAAGUCGCUCUCCUGCGCCAACCUCGCCACCUUCGCCCCCCCGCCGCCCCCCGCCGCCGCCGCCGCCGCCCUCGCCUCGGCGCAGAAGGCGCCGCCGGCCGCGCCCGCCGCCGCCGCCGCUACCCCGCGCCGGGUCGUGGUGCAGGCGUCCACCAGCGAGCUGCUGCGCUGCCUGGGCGAGUUCCUCUGCCGCCGCUGCUACCGCCUGAAGCACCUCUCGCCCACCGACCCCGUGCUCUGGCUGCGCUCGGUGGACCGCUCGCUGCUGCUGCAGGGCUGGCAGGACCAGGGCUUCAUCACGCCGGCCAACGUGGUCUUCCUCUACAUGCUCUGCCGGGACGUCAUCUCGGCCGAGGUGGCCAGCGACCACGAACUGCAGGCAGUGCUGCUCACCUGCCUGUACCUCUCCUACUCCUACAUGGGCAACGAGAUCUCCUACCCGCUCAAGCCCUUCCUGGUGGAGAGCUGUAAGGAGGCCUUCUGGGACCGCUGCCUCUCCAUCAUCGACCUCAUGAGCCCCAAGAUGCUGCAGGUCAACGCCGACCCGCACUACUUCACCCAGGUCUUCGCCGACCUCAAGAAGGAGAGCGGCGCCGAGGAGAAGGGGCGGCUGCUCAUCGGCCUCGACCGGUGA